This is a messenger RNA of Crotalus tigris (Tiger rattlesnake), 1088 nucleotides long. Its product is annotated as ADP-ribosylation factor-like. The transcript has a single exon. NCBI's taxonomy places the organism in Eukaryota, Metazoa, Chordata, Lepidosauria, Squamata, Viperidae. Gene Ontology annotation, molecular function: GTP binding; GTPase activity. Gene Ontology annotation, cellular component: cytoplasm. Gene Ontology annotation, biological process: vesicle-mediated transport; intracellular protein transport. The record is from RefSeq and is a predicted model, not a curated record. Bases 160 to 738 code for a protein of 192 amino acids.
UCAAAUAGGUAAUCUUCAAAAGUUCCAGCAUGUCAGCUGCCAACAAGAUAGUAUUGUAAUAGGAAUUUCCACACCACGCCCCCUAGCGUGCAGCCAAUAAAAUAAAGACUGGCUGAAUAUAAGAUUGCAAACAUUUCCUCUCUGUUUCACAUCUUGCUUAUGCUUAAACAAGCCAUGGGGAUUUUACUCAGCCGGAUUUAUGAUGCUUUCUAUGGGAUGGAGGCGCGUAUUCUCCUUCUGGGUCUGGAUGCUGCUGGCAAAACAACUCUGCUCUACAAGCUGAAGCUGAAUGAAACAACUUCAACCAUUCCCACUGUGGGCUUCAAUGUGGAGACAGUUCAAUCCUUCCACAAUGUCAUUUUCACCAUGUGGGAUGUUGGUGGACAAGAGCGCAUCAGGGCCCUAUGGAAGCACUACCAUACCAACACAGAUGGGCUGAUUUUCAUGGUGGACAGUAUGGACUAUUAUCGUUUUGAAGAAGCUAGGCUGGAGUUGGAGGCAUUACUGGAUGCUGACGAUUUGCGAGGGGUGCCUUUGAUGCUGCUAGCCAACAAACAAGAUUUGCCUGAAGCAUGGCCUUCCAUGAAAGUGGCAGAAAGGAUGGGAGUGAGGAAAAUAUCAGGACGCAAAUGGCGUAUCCAGGGUUGCUCUGCUAUAAGUGGUGUGGGGAUCCCUGAGGCUAUGGAGAAACUAUCGGAGAUGGUCAAGGCAUAUCGCAAAACUAAGAGGACCAUCUGAGUUCAACAUAUGAAGAAUACAAGGUUUUCUGCUUAACUCUUUCUGUUUGCAGCAGAGUCUUGCAAAAAGCCUCUUGGAUCCCAUUUACUCCUAAUUCUCUUCAUGAGUCAUAUGAAAAAACAUUUUUUAAUGUUGGGGCUAAUUUUGAAUAUAGAAUAGGCUAUAAAACUGUGUUGGACUAAAUAACAACUGGACUUUUUAAAAAUGCAGUUUAUAUCUUCAUCUUCAUACUGAAUCAAGUUGAGAAUUCCAGGACUUGAAUAAAUGAGACUCUAAUAUCAACAAUGGAUCUUUAGUUAUCAGAGGCCAAUUUUAUUUUGAAUCAGUAACGUGUUAAUUCUUCUGCUGCA